Rubroshorea leprosula is the source of this 1186-nucleotide messenger RNA. NCBI's taxonomy places the organism in Eukaryota, Viridiplantae, Streptophyta, Magnoliopsida, Malvales, Dipterocarpaceae. The record is from the annotation of a GenBank genome assembly.
AUCUUCCCAACUCAGAAAGGGCAGUUUUGAAAUUUUAAUUUCUCUGUUUGGAGAAUUACGGAGCAUGCCAUCAAUGGCAGACCUCAAGGAGCGGCUGCUUCCGCCCAAACCAGCGUCGGCGGUCAACCUUAGAGAUCAUGGUUUCCGGUCGUCAGGCUCUUCACGUCACACUUUUCAGGGAAUGGAUGCCUUGAAGAAGCGGGGGCAAGGUCUUCGAUCUUGGAUUCGAGUUGAUGCCACUGGAAACUCUCAAGUUAUUGAAGUCGACAAGUUUAGCAUGAUGCGUCGUUGCGAUCUUCCUGCGCGUGAUCUACGCCUCCUCGAUCCUCUGUUUGUUUAUCCAUCAACGAUUCUCGGUAGAGAGAAGGCUAUCGUGGUCAAUUUGGAGCAGAUAAGGUGCAUCAUCACCGCUGAUGAGGUACUCCUCUUAAAUUCCCUCGACAGUUACGUUCUACAGUAUGUGGUUGAGCUGCAAAAACGGCUGACAACGACUGGAGUCGGUGAUGUCUGGCAAUCAGACGCGGCUGAUUCGAACCGGAGACGAAGUAGGAAUUUUGACAAUGUUUUCGGGAACACAUCCCCUGAUUAUUUACCCUUUGAGUUUAGGGCUCUUGAAGUUGCUUUGGAAGCUGCUUGCACAUUUCUUGAUUCACAGGUGCGUAUAAGAGAGGAUUUAAUUAUUAUUAUAUGUGUUUUUGAUGGGGUGGCUGACUAAUGAUGAAUUGAUUAAACUGGUUAGUACUACCUUCAUUAUAGACUUGGAAUUAUUCAGGCAAAUGAAAUGGGAUUAUAGUCAUUAUGAUGCCAGUGUUAAGCUGUGCAGACAUUGAAACGCCAUUAUGAACUGCAUUUUUUCUCUCUAACUCUGUAUUUUUGUGAUUCAUCACAUGGGCAAUUUGGAGUGAGUAUUAUCUGUUUAUAGACUUGGGAUGGAUGCAACUCCAAAAUAUUAAUUCUAGAAAUAGAAUAGUAGUAUUCCACUAUCCAGCUUUGUUGUAGAUGGAGUUGAAUUGUCUGCUUGAUUGACUAUUGAGCUUUUUAGGCAUGAUGCUUCUGUCAUUUUGGGAUGUUCCAUGUUAUAUUCAUUGCCCCAAAAAUGAAAAUCCGUAUUAGUGAAUUAAAACAUAAAAGACUGUCUUCUAAGGCCCCUGAAAUACAGCCAUGUAAAUAAAGCACCUUACUUAAA